CAGUUCAGCCUGAUUUCAGUUCCAUAUCAUCAGAACACAUCAACAGAAAACAUGGAAUCACAUACCGCGGAUGAAAAGCUUGAUCUCGAGCGUGUCAGAGCGGCAGAAGAACUUAAACCGUUCGAAGAGAAGCUGUUCAUCAUUUUGCAGGACUUGCUACAACCAGGUCCCAUUAUCGAGGCUGCCGAUGCAGCUGCAAAGAUAAAUGACCUCUUUCCAUCAAAUGACGAAGAUUCCAAGGCCCCUGUGGAUGAGAACACAGCAGAUCCUGAAGCCUUCUUGUGGUCCUUGUGGGGUCUGAUUAUCCAGGUUAUGAGAUUAGUUCAUCCUCAACACCCGGGCCAAAUACGUAUGAUCUCUUUCAUGCAAGCCUUGGGAAAGUUUCCGACGAGAACACUUGACAUAUGGGGUAGCGAGCAGAAGCUUUGGUCAGACUUUCCUAUUCUCCGCCCUUGCUUGAGGGACCAUUUGGAGUAUAUUGGGGAGCCAGACCCCGAUGGAAUCUCAGAAUGGAUCAACCAGAACUCAUUCAUGGCCAGAAUCGUGGGCAAAGACCUCCUCAGCUGGGAUACGCUGAUCAUCUGGAUGCUCAGGGAUGCAUUGGAAGAAGACGUUCCCCAGGAGCAAAUCGUUCGAGAUUGUUACAUCUCCGUGGUAAACGAAUGGAUUACUCAUGCCGGACAGACAAUCUAUAGGCAACUGAGCGAUAAAGACUUGAGCGAGCAGCAAAAGCGCGUAACUAAAGGCGGCACGCUGUAUCAUGGAAAGGACGGGUUAUGCGCCGAGAGAUGGGAAUUCUGGAAACAACGACUGGCUGAAAUAAGUAAGCUCGUGUCAAAGGACUUACAACCUGUGGCAUGGUCUGCGGCAGACAGGAUGAGUCAAAUUGAGGAGCUGGCUCAGAUCGAAAAGGAGAUGCGCGAGUGAUCUCAUGAGAAGCCCAGAACGCUUAUGCUUAUGAUGAUGAUGAUGCACAUGGAAUGGUACGGGAAUUCAAGUUGAUAGCGUAUUUCAAGCUUUUACGAAUCGAGAAGCCGGCAACGUGCUAGUACUACUUUAUCCGGUUGGAUGUAAACUCGAGGUGAGACUUCUUCUUAUUGCUAGUAUACACAUUUAUAUGUUAAGCAGCCACGAGCCGCUCCAAUCAAACCCAG
This is a messenger RNA of Penicillium brasilianum, 1154 nucleotides long. NCBI's taxonomy places the organism in Eukaryota, Fungi, Ascomycota, Eurotiomycetes, Eurotiales, Aspergillaceae. The record is from the annotation of a GenBank genome assembly.